AUCUUCCAGCACAGUAGCUCCGACCGCACACUGCAAGCAUGGCCGGGGACAGUGAAACACAUCUAAGGGACCGCGGCGAGAACACCAGCAUUAUUCGACAACCUUUUCUCAUCGGUGUGUCCGGAGGCACCGCCAGCGGCAAGUCGUCAGUAUGUGAGAAGAUCAUGGAGCUGCUUGGCCAGAACAAGAUCGACCACCACCAGCGGCAGGUGGUGAUCCUCAGCCAGGACAGCUUCUACAAGGUGCUAACCCCGGAGCAGAAGGCGAAGGCGCUUAAGGGCCAGUUCAACUUUGAUCACCCAGAUGCCUUCGACAAUGAGCUGGUAAUGCAAACGCUCAGGGACAUCCUGCAGGGGAAGACGGUCCAGAUCCCAGUUUAUGACUUUGUCACUCAUUCCAGGAAAGAGGAGGUUGUUACGGUGUAUCCGGCCGACGUGGUCCUGUUUGAAGGCAUCCUCAUGUUCUACUCACAGGAGAUCAGAGAUCUGUUCCAGAUGAAGCUGUUUGUCGACACAGAUCCAGACACACGGCUCUCACGCCGAGUUCUGAGAGAUAUCAGUGAGCGGGGUAGAGAGCUGGAGCAAGUGCUCGCCCAAUACAUCACUUUUGUGAAACCGGCCUUUGAGGAGUUCUGUUUACCAACAAAGAAGUAUGCAGAUGUGAUUAUUCCCCGAGGAGCAGAUAACCUUGUGGCCAUCAACUUGAUAGUACAGCACAUCCAAGACAUUCUGAACGGCGGACUAAGCAAACGCCACAACGGCUGCACGAACGGCCACACUACUCCACGUCAGCGGCGGACCUCCGAGUCCAGCAGCCGGCCUCAUUGACCUCGUCACACCUCUCUUCACAGGCCGGAGAGGGGUGUGGGGGUUGCGCUGUAAAUAAUGCCUCUUGGCAUCACUGUAUUUAAGAGAAGAAAAAAGAAAGAGAUGCAAAAAGAAUUGAAAUGCCUUUUAUUAUUAUUAUGACUACUCUUGUUAUUAGUUACUUUUAUUGUAAUUGUUGAACUUGGGAUUUAGGUUUUUUGUCAGGAGGGUAAAAGAAAAGCUCUUGUUAUUCUUGUGAUGAGACCAUGGGUAAAAAAUUGACCCCAUGCAUUUUUCUCCCAAAUUGCAUUUUGUUUUUUAUGUAUCCCCUGCUGCUCCAUGGAAAUUCAUGCCGCGAAUGAAUAAAAGAGGGGAGCCCUU
This is a messenger RNA of Epinephelus fuscoguttatus (brown-marbled grouper), 1187 nucleotides long. RefSeq names its product uridine-cytidine kinase 2b (gene uck2b). The coding region runs from base 39 to 827 and encodes 262 amino acids. The record is from RefSeq and is a predicted model, not a curated record. Gene Ontology annotation, cellular component: cytoplasm; cytosol. Gene Ontology annotation, molecular function: kinase activity; ATP binding. The transcript has 7 exons. NCBI's taxonomy places the organism in Eukaryota, Metazoa, Chordata, Actinopteri, Perciformes, Serranidae.